AGUCACUUGUCAACCCAUACCUGUCAACAUCUCUAUAAACACCAUCUACUUUGCCAUAGUUCUUCACAGCUUCAAACCAAAGAAACAAAGCAAAGAACUCAACCAAAAUGACCCACAACAUCCCCUCCAUCACUCUCCUCUGCAUGGAAAAGAAAUACAUAAGCGCCCUAGAAUCCGCUCUCCCAAAGCACUGGCGCGCCUACGACUCCAAAGCCCCCAAGCCCAAAAUCACCCUGACAACCCUGCACGAAUCCCUCCGCACCGUCCCCGAAACCACAAAAUUCGACCUCAUCGUCUCCCCCGCAAAUUCCUACGGUCUCCUCGAUGGCGCCUUCGACGACGCCAUCUCGCGCUCCUUCUGCGUGAGGCAUAAAUUGCCGUAUGAAACCCUCACCUAUGCAGUGCAGGACGUGCUGUACGAGAAGCACCGUGGCUUCGCGCCACCUGGAUCGUGUACGCUUGUGCGGUUUCCGGAGAAGAUGUUGGAGAAGGAGCAUAUGAAUGAGUGGGGAUGUCGGUGGAUUGCGAUCUGUCCGACGAUGCGGCUUCCUACGAAUGUGGUUUGGGAUCGGGAGGUGGUUUAUGAGUGUGUGUGGAGUUUGUUGUGUGAGGUUGAGAGGCAUAAUCGCGGGCAGGAGGGGGGUAUGUGUGCAGGGGGGGAGAGAAAGGAGAAGAAUCGGAUUGAGACGGUGCUUAUGACGCCUAUGGCUACGGGGGUUGGGAAGGUUAGUCCGGAGAGAUGGGCAGCGCAGGUGGUGUUGGCUUUGAAGCAUUUUGUGGAUGCGGUUGAGAGGCCGGAGAGGUGGGGGCGGUUGACUUGGAUGGAGUUGGGGACUGAUGCGAUGGAGGUGUCAAACACGUAUUAACUCUUUCGGUGAUUAUAUGUGAUACUUGAUGAAUAGCUUUAUUAUAUUGGGUUUCAACGAAUGGUGGCUAGGUACUGUUGCUAUAACGUAUAGUUCUAUUAUAAUACAUAAAGUUCCAGCAUGAUAAUAACAACAUA
Messenger RNA from Aspergillus ruber CBS 135680, 1003 nucleotides. RefSeq lists its product as uncharacterized. The transcript has a single exon. The record is from RefSeq and is a predicted model, not a curated record. Bases 108 to 866 code for a protein of 252 amino acids. Lineage: Eukaryota; Fungi; Ascomycota; Eurotiomycetes; Eurotiales; Aspergillaceae.